This is a messenger RNA of Cutaneotrichosporon oleaginosum, 1532 nucleotides long. RefSeq lists its product as uncharacterized. NCBI's taxonomy places the organism in Eukaryota, Fungi, Basidiomycota, Tremellomycetes, Trichosporonales, Trichosporonaceae. Gene Ontology annotation, cellular component: membrane; endoplasmic reticulum. Gene Ontology annotation, biological process: lipid biosynthetic process; fatty acid metabolic process. Gene Ontology annotation, molecular function: iron ion binding; fatty acid 2-hydroxylase activity; heme binding. The record is from RefSeq and is a predicted model, not a curated record.
CCUCUCUCUCUCUCUCUCUCUCUCUUGUUCAUUCUUUCUCCCUUCCAUCUACUCCUCUUCCACCUCCCCAUCAGCGAGCCUCUCAUCCUCGUUGCCUCCCCCCACUUCUUCGACGCCAUCGACGUCCUGUCGACCUUUCGAUCUUUCAUUCGCCCAUUCUUUACGCUACUAUAAUGCCGUCCAUGCGCAUCUUCGCCGACGCCGACGUGGCAAAGCACAACACCCGCAAGGCCUGUUGGGUGUCGUAUAAAGGGGGAGUGUACGAUCUCACCCCCUUCCUCGCCGACCAUCCCGGAGGCGAUGACAUGCUCAUGCGCUUCGCGGGACGCGACCUCGGUCGGGUCAUGGAGGACCCAACAGAGCACGUGCACUCGAACUCGGCAUACGAAAUGCUUGACGAGCUUCGCAUCGGCAGCCUUGGCGCCAACGAGUCCAUUGUCACUGAUGACUGGGUUGCGGACGAGAACUUCCACCCAGACGAAACCAACGUUGCGUCUGACUUCACCAAGAACCAGUUCUUGGACCUGUCUAAGCCACUGCUGUUGCAGGUGUGGAACGCACCAUGGGGCAAGGAGUAUUACCUUAAGCAGGUGCACAACCCACGCCACUUGAAGAACUCGGCACGCCUCUUUGGCCCCGACUUCCUCGAGAUGUUCACGCGCACCAAGUGGUACGUCGUGCCGCUCGUUUGGGGCCCAAUCACCCUCUUCCUGGCAUACCUCUCGAUGCUGCAGUUCUCAGACUCGCGCAUCUUCGCCAAGGACCUUCUGCAGUGGCCUCUGCAGCUGCACCGUCUUCCGGGUGUCACACCGGCAGCCCUCACCAAGUUCGUGCCAUGCUACCUUCUGGGUUGCGUGAUUUGGACGCUGCUGGAGUACUUCCUGCACCGCUUCCUCUUCCACCUGGACGACCACCUCCCGGACGCCAACUGGGCUCUUAUGCUCCACUUCCUGCUCCACGGAGUUCACCACUACCUCCCCAUGGACCGCCUGCGCCUGGUCAUGCCGCCGCUCCUCUUCUUUGUUCUGGAGACGCCAUUCACCAAGCUUGCCCACGUCCUUUUCCCCAAGGCGAUGGCGAACGGCAUCAUCGCUGGUGCUUUCACAUUCUACAUCGGCUACGACUGCAUGCACUACGCCCUGCACCACACCCGUCUUCCGCAGUACAUGACGGAGAUGAAGCGGUAUCACCUCGCGCACCACUACAAGAACUUUGAGCUUGGCUUUGGUGUGACGAGCAAAAUCUGGGAUGUCGUGUUUGGCACCAUCCUCCCGAUUGCUGAGAAGUAAGCGAAGAUCAGUCGCUGUGCAUUUGGUCAUGUUUUGGCUUGCAUGGGCGGGUUGAGCUUGCGCUGUUCCCGCCGUGAUGCCUACAGCUUCGUGUCAGACAAGGCCUUGCGGCGCUUAUCUUUUUGAGCAAAUAGACAAGUAUGUACUUCCAUGCGUAAUAGCUGUGUUUUGUUUGAUCCUCGAUGACGACAAGGAGCGACUGAGAGGGAUGUUUCGGUCAACGAUCCCGGAAGUGGCUGUGCG